This is a messenger RNA of Bemisia tabaci, 8170 nucleotides long. RefSeq names its product neurocalcin homolog (gene Nca). Lineage: Eukaryota; Metazoa; Arthropoda; Insecta; Hemiptera; Aleyrodidae. Gene Ontology annotation, molecular function: calcium ion binding. The record is from RefSeq and is a predicted model, not a curated record.
CCUGGCGCCGGCCAAUCGCGGCGCACCUCGAGCCACAGCUGGGCCCCCCCGCGCGCACCAAACGGCAACGCAGUGUUUGCAAGUGAUUCGUAGCAAAAUGUGUCGCAAACGUCGUCAAUUUUAAUUUUUCGCGACGUAUUACCGAGGUUUGUGUGUUGUAUUUUCUCGUGAUAUCUCCCUAUCGUCCCUGUUUUCCCUCCGCAAUCUCCUGUCUUCCCGUCGGAAGCGAGGAAAGUGGAAUUAUUGAUUAUAUUCAGCCAAUGCUUGCCAUCCCUCGCUCUUGCUCGACCCGACUCCAGAUUGUUCAUAAAAUAAUAUCAUCCCAUCGAAUCUUUAUGAGGUUCUCAUUUGUCGAAGGAGAGUCAGUGGUUGAUCUUAAAUAAAGAUGGGGAAGCAGAACAGCAAAUUGAAACCAGAGGUUUUGCAGGACUUAAGGCAGAAUACAGAAUUCACAGAUGCGGAAAUCCAAGAAUGGUACAAAGGAUUCCUGAAAGACUGCCCCAGUGGUCACUUAAGUGUGGAGGAGUUCAAAAAAAUUUAUGGAAAUUUUUUCCCUUACGGUGAUGCUUCAAAGUUUGCUGAACAUGUAUUCCGAACUUUUGACGCAAACGGUGAUGGCACAAUCGAUUUCCGGGAAUUCCUAUGUGCUCUGUCAGUCACAUCCAGAGGAAAGCUAGAGCAAAAGUUAAAAUGGGCUUUCAGUAUGUACGAUUUAGAUGGGAAUGGAUAUAUUUCAAGGCAGGAAAUGUUGGAAAUAGUUUCGGCAAUUUACAAAAUGGUUGGGUCAGUAAUGAAAAUGCCUGAAGACGAGUCUACCCCUGAAAAGCGGACAGACAAAAUAUUCCGGCAAAUGGACAAGAACCAAGAUGGUAAAUUAUCAUUAGAGGAAUUUAUCGAGGGUGCGAAAAGCGAUCCGUCAAUUGUCCGGCUGUUACAAUGUGAUCCUCAGUCCCAAUGAGACUCCACCAAUUAUUAGGUGUAACCCAAUUCAAAGUAAUAAAUGCAUAAAAUCCUUCUUUUCACAGAAACGCUUCGCUCUUCGUCGAAUCGUUUCGUUUGCUCACGGAGGUGCGUCAUCUUAACACAGGCGUUAAUUGUUGUCACCUCACUCUUGUAAUCAUUGAGUGUGUUUCAUUAUUCUUGUGAUUAUCUUUGUUGUUUUUAUUCGACCUUCUUUCAAUUGUUGUUUCCUUCUCGAAUUCUAUUAACUAUUUCUGUGUCGAGUUUGUGACAUCUUUUCAAAGACUGAAAGAUUGAUGUACCUAGGUAUUCCAUUUAGAAUUAUUGUAGAAAUGGAAUGUAUACAAUCAGAUAAAAUAUCUUGCGGAAAGUUCUUACAUGUUCGUCCCUGCAAGAACUUUUUUUGCGUAGAGUACUUUCGUUUUCACCCGUUUGUCCUCUUCUUUCGGAAAGUAGUGGACUAGUUCUUGUGCUGGGAAUUUUCCUUGCUAAAAUUGAAAAGACAUGAUUCUUAACUAUUGUGGACACACUAAAAAGCAGAGAUUAUUGAACCAAGUUGUGCAAAGUAGUAGUGUUCUGGCUCAUGCAUACAUUGAGUUGCAGAUUAAGUUGGAAACUGAAAAGCAAAAGUCAAUGGGUCAAUUUUAUUUCAUUUUUUUUUUCAAUUUAAUUUUUUUUUAGUUCAUGGAAAAGCAAUUCUGACAAACAAAUGUAUUGGCUUUAAGCUCUGUAGUAUAAAUUUUUAGAUCUUCUGGCAUUUACAAUUUUUGUCCUUAGAUUAUCUUCCACUUGCAAAUUUAUUUCAGGGAUCAUCCUGAUUCUGUGCUGUAAGCAUGUUCUAAAUGAAGUUUUCAUCUGUAAAAGAUAUAAGUGAAAAGAAUAAGGGUAAUUGUAACGUCGUUGAUUUGCGUUUUGAAUUUCUUCUACAACUCAAUCAAGUCUUCUGAUAGAUUAAGUAAGAAAUAGCUGAGGCACAGAGCCAAGUUUUGUUUUGCAAGCACAUUUGCAAGAUUAUCAGCUUAUUUCUGAUCACAAAUUCGACAUAGUUAUCUCUUCUACUAUCUUUAAAUUAAGACAGAGUGUUUGCAAGUUUAAGGGUCUGCCCGUGCUUUUCACUUCCAUGGCAGGAAAAAGAAAGUUGUUAACAAUGAAGCACUCUAUGAAAGUCCUCCAAAAAUUAGAAAUCAGACUCUUAGUACCUGAUAUCAUUGCUUACGUUUAAGUAUGUUUGAAGGGAACGAAACAUUUUAUUGGUCAUGGGAAAGUUUUCCUUGAAAAUUGUUUAAUAUUUUCUAUCACAUGCCGUGACCAGUACUUUUACCAAAGAGCAAACCAACCAUUACAAAUGAGUUGGCCCAGUAAAAUUUCAGAAGUAAUAUAUUAGCACUAUUUCAGGCUGGUAAUGAGUAUGAUUAGAACAAAGAGCUUAACUUCAGAUUAUAGCCAAUUUUAAAAAAAAUAUUGAGGUAAGAAAUGGAUGGAGAUGGCUUUCAAAAUGAUCCUUUUUAAAAUACAAUUUUUCAUUGCAAGACAAUGACUUUGACGAUAUUUAAGAAUUUGUUGGAAACACAUUACCAGUCGCUGACUUGCCAAAGAUAAGGGCAAAGCAUCCGAGAUGAGUUUGUUCCUAAAAUUAUUUUCACUAAACGAGAAUGUCUUUCCAGAUGAGUGCAAAUACCCUCAAUACGCAAACACUCUGGGCUUUUGUUUAUAUUCAAUCUUCUUGGAAAUAAUUGUAUCAGUUACCAUAAUGAAUUAUCAUGGAUAAGCAGUAUUUUUAUGCAUCAGUAAGUGCAAAAAAAAUGUAUUAUUAUUAAAAUAAUUUCUACGAAUUGAGUUUUUUAACUUCAAUACUGUAAGAUAAUAUUUAACUAAAUCUUUUCUUGUUUCUGAAUUAUCAUUUCUCUUUUUUGUGUUUUUUUUUUCACAAUCAUAUUCUUUAACGUUUUUUUAACGUUGCCUGUCUCACUUUCCUAAUUUUUGAUUUGACCUCACCCUUUGUAAGACCCUGUAAUUUUUCUAAUAAUUUAAUUUUUUUCUAAAUGAGUAGUUUAAGAUUAUUAUUUUGGUAAGUUUUAAUUGUUUUUUCCCUAUAUCUAUCUUUAUUUCACUUAACCAUGGCAGUUUUGCUGAACCCCCUUUUCCAUCCUCCAGUUUGUAGAAAUGUUCCUAUCAGAGUUGUAAAUGAAUAUCUAGGAGUAUUUUAUUUUAUUCAAUUUUAUUUGAGCAAUUCAAAACUAACUUUAAAGUAUGUUCCAAAAGGAAAGUAGAAUUUUUGAAGAGCAUCACAUAAUCUCAUCUAGUCCGCAAUCAGCAUGUAAAAGUUUACCCUGAUUAGCGCCCCAUAAAUAUCGAACUUCAUCUUUCAUUAUCAAAAAUCCAAUAAAAAUUUCCAACUGCUGAAGCUUAGCAAUUGUUUCAACAUGUCUACCUACCCCUGUAAUUGUUAAUCUAAAUUUUUUCUUUCUUUUUCAUCAUUAUUUAUAUUGUAUUUGCCACUGAAGGCCCCAAAUUUUUUUUUUAAAAAAUUUAACCCUUAUUUUUCAGUAUUAGAAAUUAUUUGAAUUUGAAUUUUCCCCCAUUUUUUACUUAUAGUUUCUCAUCUGAGUGUUUCUAUUUAUGUGAAAGGCACUAUACAGCCUUUUUCUUUUUAAAAUAAUCAUGUUCUCUAAAUUCAGUGGCCUAAAUGGAAUGGUUUAUACGAAUCUUCUGCAAAAUUUUGUGAUUGGUCAUUAUAAUUAUACAGGGCUAGGAGUGUGGCAAAGGUAUUUCUUUUCGAUUGCUCUUUCCAUAUUUUUAUUUUUUCUGCCUUUUCACACUGAUAGUGGAUUGACCAGGAUGUUUGAACAGUUUCUUUUAUGGGAUUUCCUCUUUACAAGUUCUAUAAUGCUUUUCAUAGCCAAUGCUGCUAGGCUUGUUUCUGUAUGCGUUUGUUGAUGGUUCUUUUGGGAUAAAAAAACCAGAAUAUCAAACUGAAUUUUGGUGGGAAUAAAAGUUAAGUUUUUUUUUGUUCUCGUCUUCAAAUAAUGUUUUCCUAGAAAUGCCCUUGCAUCACUCAAUGCCUUUGAAUUUCAUCUUUGUUUAAGUAUCCAAGUACAUAGUUUGUUUAACUUUACUGAUCGUCAACUAGAAAUGUUAUAUUUCAGUCAAACCUCUUGCAUUCAUCUUUGGCCCUCCAAGAUUUACUUUUCCACUGAUGAAUCAAAGUAAGAGAAAUGAAUGGAAAAACUGAAAUGAAACUCACCAUAAAUCAGUUCUACAGUUUGUGCUUAACAGAUUUUUACAUGUCCCAGGAUCUUAUGUUGAGGGUUAUAUGUAAGAAGCUGAAUUAUCACAAUAAUUUUCAUGAUUUCAAUAAAGAUAUACCUUUCGAAAAUUAUAGAGCAUGAUAUCUUCUAUAGUGUAAGAGUUAACCGUCAAUGAUUUCACCCAAUAGCCUAUUAGUCCAUGGUGUCUAGGACCAGUUGAUAAAUUCCUCUCCAAACGGAUUCUAAGAAUUUGAAAAUUUGCUGUCUCAGUUUUUAAUUCUUAAGACUAUUAAUAUUAUUUUUUUCUGUAAUAUAAAAACUACCUCUUAUCUCCUUUUUUGUUAGUUACAAAGGUGAUUUCUACAAUUUUGUAAUAUUGUUUUUCCUCCAUCAUGUAAAUUACCAGGAAAGAUCAAUUCUGGGUACCUAAGAAAACAUGCCUUGAUAAGGAUUGAUUUUUACAUCUGUGUUCCAUCGGACAAAAUUCAAUAUUACCAACUUGUAAGUGUUGCCACCAUCCAGUUACAUCACCUUGUAGGCUUUAGUAUGGGGAAAAAAAUACCUACAAUACUUUCUGACCAAUCAGAAGCCAAACUCUUAUCAUGUAACAAUCGAUCCAUCAUAAACUGAUAUUAGGAAUUGAUCUAAUUUAUCCAUCAAAAAUUGAUUUGCAGAUACUGUAUGUAUCUGCAUUCUGCAAUUGAUUUACUCGAACUGAGUGUCGGUAAUUUUGCCAACUUGUGCUCAAAUUUAAUUUAAAAUUGAUCUUUCAUUAUUUAAAGAAAAAGACCCAAUGAAGAGGUAUCAGUUUUAGGCCGAAUUUGAAUGGACUUGGGUGAAAUUACCGACACUCUCGUCUAUAAAUGACUUGUGUGUUGACCAGGGAUCCCUUAAUCUGUUUGUUAAGAUUUACAAAAAAUUGAUUGACCAAAGCAUCUUUGUUGGACUCCCUCCUCUACCCCUGUUGGCCUUUUUUUGCUUCCAUGCAUAUAUUUUUCAUUCACUGCUCUUAAAUUUAUUUACUUCAACAACAAAUAAGUCUCUCUGAUGUAUUCAUUUUUGAAAAAUUUGAAUUUGAAACCAGUACUUAUUCUGUAGAUCACAAGUGUCAACAGAACAUACGUGUGGAGGGCUUUUUUCCCUCGCUGUUUCGUUUUUUCCUCUAUCUAAGACAGUCACCUUUAAGAAACAAGAAAUUGCUACUAAAAGCAUUCAUGAAUUUAUAACCUCUGUGGCAGGAAAAUUGGUAUACGUCCGAAAUCAAUAAUGACAGUAAUUUCCUAAUUAUUCAUGCAAAUAAAAAUGUGAUUUUAAGUGUAUUUUUCAAGAUAACUUUCUCUUUAUCCUCAUUAGUUUCUUCUUUUUUUUUAUUUUACUAACCCUAAUUUACGUGUGCACUCUUUUCAAUAAGACUAUUUUUAAUUUGUCUUGCCUGUAAAACGACCCUGUAAAUAUCUUUAAAAUUUUCUGGUGAAAAUUGAUUUGUCACGGGGGCCCUAAAAGUUUCAUUGAGUUCUCCCAAGGCUGGAAAGUUCAACAAACAUUGAUGGCGUUUGACUCAGUAGUUGGAGUUCCGAGUUCACCUUUGUCCUCAAAAUCCAGGUCCCAUCUGUCCUAUGAAAAAGAGAAUCAAAGGCGAUUGAUACUCUCAGUUUAUUAAUAUUACUUACAAACAUUUCCAUUUCAGUGCCCCUGAAGAAGUUGACAAAUUAAAUUUUCAUCUGGAUCUCUUUUUUCUUCUUUUUUUUUUCUAUUUUAACUUUUAUAUUUAUGAAUAAAGAUUCAAAGUUCAUAUCAUCAUUUGCUCCUCUUGAGAUCUUUCCUGAUCCGCUUUUUGUACAUUAUUGACAAUUAAAGAAGUACUUACCCUUGUAAAGGAAAUAGUCUCCUAUGGAUUAAAUGAUGCUCACGAGAGGUGACCAUGCAAUUGCGCUUGCGGUCGGUCAAAUCGUUCAUAACAGACGAAUUUCAUUCUAAUAGGAGCCUGUGAUGCUUAUCACUUGAAGGUGGUCUCAAUCACGGAGAAAUUAUGUACCUUUAGGGUGUCCUAAAUAAAGUGGCAUGAACUUUUGAGAUCGAUUUCUUCAUAAAAUGCGGAAUGCUAAAUUUCAGAUUUUUCAACCCUCCCCUCUUAAGUAACGCUUGUGACGUAGGUCCUUAUCUAUUGAGUAUUGAUGCAUGAAAACAAAAUUGCGGAUUUCUGUCCACAUCCUCUCUACCCCCUGUUACGCAUUUGAUGGACAGUCUUUGAGGAAAUCAGACUAUUCUUAUCAAUGUAAUUUAAGUCUAAAAUAAACAAAGGAAUAUAUGUCUCCCUUAAAAUGGCUCAAACGGAAAAAUUUCAUAGAACAAAAUAGUCUAAUUUCGGUCUGAAGGAUUGAUCCAUGAAGUUCAAGCCAUUCGAUUCGAGACACCCUGUAUUUCCAUCAACAUAAAUCGAUUGGUUUAAACAAUUUGCCAAAGAAGACAAAACGCUAUAAGAAUGGAUUCUUUGGUAGGCAGUUUUUCCAUGCCACGAGUGAAAAAUACUAUAUGAGGCAAGUAAGAGAAAAUAAAGGAGGAUUCCCUAAUCCUCAAUCUUUUUAGAAUGUAAAUUAACUAUUAUUUAAUUGGUCAGUUUUGGGGCCCUCAUUUAAGACGUUGAGUACUGGUUAGAAAUUGUCAAAUAUUUCAUUCUGGGUUUUUCAUUUUCUUUUUAUUUUAUUUAUGUUUGUACCUAUGUAUGUAAUGCAUGUGUCAAAUCUUGAAAAGUUGUACCUAGAUUGUUUUUUAAUCUAGGUAUGUAACCAUGGCGGAGAAUUGGUUUUUUAAUGCGCUGUUUCAUACAUAUGGAGUGAUAAAUCAAAUUGAGAUGAAAGUUUUGGAUUUGAUAUUUUCUUUUAUUGAUCCAACAUGAAAUCAAUGGUAUAUAAAAGGUGUCAUUUCUAUUUCAACUCUUAAAAUAACCGUAAUUUGAGUCCUAUGAAUCCUGUUUUUGUGAAAGUAUAGAGGAAAGAAAGGGGUCUUCAAAAUCGUGAUCAGUACAACAUUUUUCAGUGGUGAUAACAAUUGCCUUUGAGUUGCUUCUUCAAAAUAUAAAUGAGAAAUCUGAUGUAGACUUGGGAGGCAUAGACCUUUAUCAUUACAUCAAGCAGAUUUUGUCAAAUCUUACAAAAAAAGGAAAUAUUUUUUGACGAUUUGUUACUCAGCAGUUAAGAUUGAAUGUUUCCGAAACUCAAGUUAGAAUUCAUAGUAAUCACAUGAAUGGAUUCAUAUUCUAAAAAUUGAAUGAGGAAUAAUUUUUCCUAAUGUUUAAGCUCCUUUUAAGCUGUUAUUCUAUUUGGUCUAUUCUUCUCUGAGAAUCUUGGUCGCUCUUGAGACAAGAGCUACCUAUUGAACUCAUUUUAAAUUGAUGCAACAAAGAAUACAUUCUCAAUACUGCCUCUCUUUAAUUUAAGAUAAAGUAUACCAAUGUUGCCGUGUCCAGACUUUGUCCAGAGAAGACUACCGCCACUCAUGAUAAUUUACUACGUAAGUAAAAAAAAAAAAAAAGAAUGAAUAUGUCCCUUGCAGCUGAACCUGUAAGUUAAUCUUUACAGCUCUUGAUAGCAAUUUGGCAAUUUUUACUUUUUUCUUCCAGUAGGUAUUAUUUUGUACUUGCAUCACCAGAAAGAGCUCAAUCAGAUCACCCUCGAUAAAUUGACAAAAAGAUAAACUUUCCGCAGAAAGAAGUACAUAUAAUUUUUCUUGCAAUAUUAGCAUAAACUAUUUCCCUCUUAAAAUAAUUCAGUUUGUCUCCUAAUAUUGAAUAAUUAGUUUUUAUAGCUUGAUUUUUUUGCUCGUUUCAAUCUCCCCCUGCUUUUCAAAUCCUUCCUCUUUGUUGCCAAUUUGAAGCUGAAGAAAAUUCUGGUUUACUGGUUGAAGUUUCAUUUCACAUGGAUUUUUCUAAAAUUCUUGAAAUACAUGUCAUUUUCAUUUUACAA